Messenger RNA from Trichomycterus rosablanca, 1398 nucleotides. RefSeq names its product protein FAM181A-like. The transcript is spliced from 2 exons. The record is from RefSeq and is a predicted model, not a curated record. NCBI's taxonomy places the organism in Eukaryota, Metazoa, Chordata, Actinopteri, Siluriformes, Trichomycteridae. Bases 97 to 897 code for a protein of 266 amino acids.
ACUACUGCAGUGAGAGGGCAGCCAAGCUGGACAGCGUCUCCCCAAAACAAUAGAGAUUUACCAUCACGGAAUGGCUUAAAGGAAACACCUGGGGAAAUGGCAAGCUCUGACAGCGAGGUCAAAACAUUACUGAACUUCGUUAACUUGGCUUCAAGCGACAUAAAAGCGGCUCUGGACAAAUCUGCGCCAUGUAGACGCUCAGUGGAUCACAGAAAGUAUCUGCAGAAACAGCUGAAGCGUUUCUCUCAGAAGUGCUCCAGGACCCCCCGAAGCAUCUCAAGAGUAACUGAGGACAAACCCGUCAUGUUUUUGCAGGAAAGUCCUAAAAACCAUAUGAACGAAAAGCAGGGUGUGAAUACAUGUGGAGAAGAGAACAUUGAUAAGAACCCAAUCACAGUAGCCCGAAGCACACAGGGUCAGAUCCCCAUGCGCAAGAGGCAACUUCCGGCUUCCUUUUGGGAAGAACCACGUUCCUCACACAAUUUUGAGUACAAAUGGAGGAGACACUUCGAUGGGACUGUAGCAUGCAGGGUUCCAGAAUCUAAUGGUGAGAAAAGAACCAGGAUUCAGGAUGAACAGAAAGCAAACUCGGCUUUGAGCAUCCCACGAACCUGUUCUGACCUGGAGCCGCUUAAGCUGGACCUGAGCUCAUCCAACUUUUCUGUGUGCGCAUACUGUCCAUUACAGUGCCAUGGGAACCGGCUCCUGCAUAGCCACUUUAUAACACCACAUAGUGCUUUCAUCGAACCAGGGUCCAGAGCUAAAAUAGCCACAAGUGAACUUGACAUACACAAAGUUAAGGAUGGAUUAAAAUACAAUUCAACACAUGUUGUGGUCAAGCCAAUUCCAACCAAACCGGUUUCUUCGUCUAUUUUCAGCAUGUUUGGUUUUAUUUGAUAAACAUUACUGUUAAACAUUACUGUUAAAGUGUAAUUCACUGGUUGGGACUUUGGAAAUGAACCAGUUAGUCUUGUGAUCAAUUCUCCAUCAGGUAAAUAACUUCAGAGAAAACAUGAUAAUUUGUUGUUUUAGAGAUAUUACAUUUUUUCAUUAGAUAUGUCACAACAUAUCACUUUCUCACCCCCUAACUGCAUUUCUGAUGAUAAGCAGUGUACCUCCUUGGGUGGGGUGGAGUUCUAUGAACAUUUACUAUACAUUUACUAUCAACAGUGAACAAACUGGACAUUGUUUAAAUCCUUAAAGUGUGAAAAUCCUUAAAGCUUAGAAAUGUCAGAGAAGUGUCAAGAGCAUUGUGAACUAAGGCUGACUUAAAAGGACUUAUUUCUGUUGUUUUAUAAGCCAAUGUAAGUUUGGGCUCAAAAUGUACAUGUUUUACCAGCCUGGAUAGAAAAGUCUGUAUUCUUUGUAUUGUAUUGUAAUUAAUAAAUCAAGCACUUA